AUGUUUGUUGUAGCUUUAUUAUCGGGAACUCUGAAAACUAUGCAACGAGCGGCUUGUGACGAUGAGAUGGUAUCGUUAUCCUGUCCUUCAGGGACUUUAAUAAGCAUUCAAAUUGCUCAAUACGGAAAAGUUGUGCCUGGAAGCCAUGCCUGCAUAGCAGAUGCAAAUCAACAAAUGGAUGACGCAGAAGAAAUAUGUCUGUGGCCAAAUGAAAUGCAGUAUUCACUUCUACGAAGGGUUGUUGAGGCCUGUCAGAAGAAACCUCAAUGUAAGUUCAGUACAAAGUUAAAGCCAGAGAAGGUCGAUCCCUGCCCCUUAGCUCGCAAGUUCGUCGAAGUGGCUUACAAAUGUCGUCCCCAUGAAUUUCGAAGUCGAACUGGCUGUGAGGAUGAUGUGAUCAAGCUGAGCUGUAACCAGCAAUCAAGGGUAGCGAUAUACGACGCCCAAUACGGUCGUUUGGCGUAUGAAACCGUUACUUGCCCGAAGCCGCAGGGUGUUUCAGAUGAAUCUCACGCUGUUUGCUCAGCUCCGCAUGCUGUUGAAACUGUUAUGCAGAUAUGUCAUGGAAAGAGGUAUUGCCAGGUGGUAGCAAAUAACAAGACAUUCGGAUCGAACUGCAGCCCAGAUUUUAAGAGCUAUUUCAAAGUCGUUUACGCAUGUGUUCCAUUGGGAGUUCUAACAGAGCGCUACGAAAGUGCUGCGGAGAACGAUAGAGUCAUGAAUACACAUACAAAUAACGAGGAAGGCUACUUCGAUGAAUCAGAUACUGGUGAGAAAUGGAAAGAACCGAAUGGAGGUAUUCCAAUCAUAAAUCCAGUUUUUCCAGGGGAAGUAGAUAUGAUUAACCCGAUCCGAAAUAAAGUUGACGACACCCAAAUUACCUUCAAUUCUCAUAGAAACAGUGACAAAGACUCAUUUUACACACCGAACACGAAAUUCUUGAUCUACGUUAGUAUUGGUAUAAUAAUAGUCAUUAUAUUGAUAAUUGUUAUCAUAUUAACACGAUAUUAUAAAAAACGAGAUCGGACGAACAGAUCAAAAAACGGAGACAUGUUCACAACAGAAACACCGAACAUAUUUAGCGAUAACGUAUCAGAUUUGGACGUCGACGUUGAUGUUAGUCAAUUUUCUGGAACUUUCUACGAUCCAGCGCAUCCGGAUAUGAUUUUAUACAAGGACGGACCGAAUAAAGCGACACUUAGAGCCAUGAAGCCAUUGUCCACCGUGUAUCCUUGUGUAGGCACGAGCAUGUACGGGAAUGUUGACUAUGUGCCCCCACAAUCUAGUGACACAAGUUUCAAUAAAAAUCCAAAACAAGAACUGGUUAUGAGUCCAAAGAGUUUAGGUUAUGCUAACAACCAAUACUUUUAUGGGUGA
Danaus chrysippus (African queen) is the source of this 1377-nucleotide messenger RNA. The record is from the annotation of a GenBank genome assembly. Lineage: Eukaryota; Metazoa; Arthropoda; Insecta; Lepidoptera; Nymphalidae.